Messenger RNA from Colias croceus (clouded yellow), 1647 nucleotides. Its product is annotated as dual specificity protein phosphatase MPK-4-like. NCBI's taxonomy places the organism in Eukaryota, Metazoa, Arthropoda, Insecta, Lepidoptera, Pieridae. The coding region runs from base 78 to 1295 and encodes 405 amino acids. Gene Ontology annotation, molecular function: protein tyrosine/serine/threonine phosphatase activity. Gene Ontology annotation, cellular component: nucleus. The record is from RefSeq and is a predicted model, not a curated record. Gene Ontology annotation, biological process: protein dephosphorylation. The transcript has 8 exons.
UUCCCGCGAAUCGGAAUCUUUUUAUUUUUUUUGAAUUAAAAUACUGUAAUUGGUGCCGUAUCUACCGUAUCUUUUUUAUGAACUCUUACAUAUUAUUAAUGGCUAAACAACUAGCAGAAGUUGAAAUUCACGCGGCCGAGACUGCCGAUGAUGAUGAGAAUUUGGACAUCAGUGUUGAUCUUAUAGACGACGGACUUUAUUUAGGUAACCUAGCAUGUGCGAGAGACCACAAAACGCUAGAACGUCUCAAUGUGACACAUGUGCUGACAAUCGACCUGGUACCACUACCAAGAACAGUCUUAGAUUGCAGUAAACUUAUCUUUAAAUUCGUCAAAUUGGCUGAUAUACCGAAAGAAGAUUUAAUUAGUCAACUGCCAGAUUGCAAUGAGUUCAUCAAGCAAGCUAUUGCUGGUGGAGGCACUGUGCUGGUCCAUUGCUACUUUGGUGUAUCAAGAUCAGCGGCAGUAGUAAUUGCGUAUAUAAUGGAAAAGUAUGGGCUUUGUUACGAAGAAGCAUUCGUUCUUGUGAAGAGUAAGAGACGGUUUAUUGGUCCAAAUGUGGGCUUUGUGGCCCAACUCAAGCUGUUUGGACAUAUGGGGUACUUGAUAAAUAGAGAGGACCCUAGGUACAAGCAGUUUAGGUUGAAAAUGGCUGGGCAGAAGUUGAAACAAGUGAAAAUCCUGCCGCAACUAUUCGCAGACUUAAUAAAACCAGAUCCUGGUUUGAUUAGAGAGCGACCAGACCCAAUAGUAUACCGCUGUAAGAAGUGCCGUCGCAUCGUCGCCAGUCAGAGUAACAUAAUACCCCACAUUCCUAAGCAAGUGAAGAUCGAACUAGCCAAGAAAGGCAUCAGGCCUCCGCCCAGUAAGCUAACGGGGUUGACUUGUGCAGAGAAUGGUCAGUUGUUAAUUGAUAAGCUAAAGAGCUUGGCCUGCCAGAUCAUGGAUGGGGAUGAGUGUGGUGUGACGGUGCAGGAUGGUGAGGAGGGAUCUAGUCAGGUACUCGACGGCUACCAUGAAACAAACCUAGUAGAAUCAAGCAUAGCGGCCCGGGCAGAUCUGCCCACAGUGUGCCGUCUCAUGUGGUUCGUGGAGCCGAUGCGGUGGAUGGAGGACGUGGGGCAGGCGCCGCAGGGCAGGCUCAACUGCCCCAAGUGUCGCACCAAGCUGGGCAGCUUCAGCUGGCUUAUGGGUUGCAAAUGCCCAUGCGGUCAAAAGGUGGCCCCAGCAUUCUACCUGGUGCCUUCCAAAGUGGAGUGGUCGAACAUCGUACAGAAUGUACAAGUUACUGUUUAGAACAGAUUUUAACUUUAUAUACAAAAAUUGUAUAUUGGAUUGACUUGAAAAUGUGGUAUUUGCAAUGAAAACAAUAUGAUAGUUGUUGUAAAGAUGUAUUUUAGUCCACGAGAACGUUCGUGGCACGCGGAGUUGUAAAACGCGUGUGACGUCACUCAUUAGGGUUGCGCGUGCCAUUGAUAUGAAUUAUUAAGUCAUCAAAAACAGCUUGUUGUGUACUUGUUUAGCAAUAGCUUAAGUCUGGGAUUUUAGGGAGUACUUGAUUCUUCUGGCAAUCGAAUGACAGUGGGCCUUAGACAAACGUACGUAACGCCAUGGAAUAGAAACUGCUAACGCUAAUUAUUGACAUAAG